Molecule: messenger RNA, 5860 nt
Organism: Oncorhynchus mykiss (rainbow trout)
Lineage: Eukaryota; Metazoa; Chordata; Actinopteri; Salmoniformes; Salmonidae
Source: RefSeq, a predicted model, not a curated record
UAGCCUAUAUGCUGUAAAAACAGAUUGACAUGAUUUAUAGUUGGAAAAGUGGGCAUAAUAAUGGAGGGCUUAAGUUAAAUGUAUUUCCUUAUGAUCCUGUACCCCAGGCUAGGACCCUCCAAGCUAGUGCUGGAGAGCAGGUGCUCCAGACAGACGUCAUUUCUGCUGGCCAUGAUGGAGUAAGGCUGCCAGCCCUGGGAGACUGCCCCAAGGACAGCCCUCUAAAGGUAAGAAACAGCUUUUAGUUCUGAUGCAAAACGUCUGGUUGUAACGGAGACCAGUUGGUUGUAAUCUAGUAAUAUGACGGGUUGAAAACCAGUUUACAACGAGAUAAUAACACCAUUAAGACACAUGGACCACCUACUAGUUAGAACUAAUAGUAUUGGAAUUCUGAUUCUAAUUCUAAGGUUAACCCUUAUGUGACAUGUCACUUAGUACCACCAUGCCUAUGGUGAAAUAGGUGGUUUCUAUGGUGAUAUGAUUUCCCCACUGUUGUUAUAUGUCUCAGAACCUUGUGCCGAAGCCCCCACAAGGCCCCAGGCCCAGCCGAGAGGCCAAUAUAGCAAAGGCAGAAAAGAAGGCCAGAGAGGUUAUCAAGGCUAAAAAGUCUAGGGAGGCUAAGUCAGGGGUGAUAUACGCAAGACGCCAAGUAGUUGGUGUGUUGGCACUGCCUCAAACUCUUAUAUCUCGAACAACCAGUUACAGUGAGUAUUGAUCUCCACUUCCAAAAAUCUUGGAUUUUUUGAUGCAAUUCUAAAAGGAUAUAUGGUGGAAGGAUCCACUAUUAUCUACGACUCUCCUCUUUCUGUAGGUGUCCUGCCAGCUAUCAAGAAGGGCACUAAAGUUACUCAAAUGGAGACAACAGAAACCCCAGGUCCCCUGACACCUAAUGAUGGGGAGAUAAUGAUCUCCUCUCCAUCUGUUGAUGACCUCCUGACCCCAAAGAGUGAUGUGACGUCCGUGGCUAAGAGCGAUGAUGCCUCCUGUCCAAUUUCACCUGAGGCGUUCUCUCUAACGAACUUCCUGAAGUCUCACCCUCAGAGAAAGCUUAUCAGGAAGUUCCUCAAACAAAUGAACGUGACAAUAGGCGACCUGGACGAAAUCAUCGAGUGGGUGGUGUGUGUCUCCAGUGAGGUGUUCCUCCCAGUGAUGGCUCUGCACAGGACCUCCAGACCAGAGUCAUCAGACUCGUCCCACUGGGGGUCAGGUGUGCUCCAGAUCGUCUCUGAAAAGUUCCACCAGCGGAGUUCUGAGCCGAAGGGAAGGCUCCUGGGCGGACAGCCGCCCACUCCCCCUUCUGAGACCGACAAGGAGCUUCAGGGCAUAGCAGAUCUGUCUGUGAGUAACAUCCUGAAAAGGGCCCAGGAGGACCUCUUCUCUUCUGGUGAGGAUGACCUGGAGAACACCCAUCCAGGUAUUACUCUGACAGAAGAGAAGCUCUCCAGCAUCUUCUCAGAGCUGUUCAGGGAUGCCUGUGAGAGUGCCCAGGAGGCCGCCAGACGGAUCCACCACAUGAGGUCUGGAAGAGGCAACAACAGCCAGAAUGGGAGUUGGCCUGGGUCGUCACAGGGAUCGAGCAAAUCCAACAUGCCAGAGUUGGGAGAACUGGGGUCAGUGAGGAGUCCCAAGGGAAGUGACGUCCAUAAAGUCCUUAGCGAGGGGUCCCUCCCUGUCUUUGCCCUGUUUGAGGAGAGGCCAGGGGAAGUUGGGGAGACCAGCAGCCCUGCUGGGGAGAUGGACGAGACACAGACUGCCAGCACUCCCAGCAUUCCCCGGUCUGGGCAUGGCGGCAGAAGGAGUAGCCAGACCACCACUCCCACCCCCGGCCACAGAGAGGCAGGAUUCACAGCCAGUAACAUCUUUGAUGUUAUUAUUCAUCUGGCGCACUCUGACACUGACCGGGAACUCCACCAGGAGUUCAGCAGUGAGGAUGAUGUUUCACUGAAUGACAUCAUGGACAUGAAGUCAACCCUGGCAGUGGAGCCCCUGGGUCAGAUCCUGUCCUCAUGGAAGCUGGUCAACAUGAUCUUCAGGGGGAAGGUCCACUACUUUGGGAAGGAUCUCAUCUGCAAGGUGUAUCAGAUGCUUCUGGACACCGGUAUGGGCAGGAGGCCAAUGGCCCGCCAGAGCAGGUCCGAGCCCAUCCUGAAAGACCUGGCUGCCAACCGUAGGCUCUCCAAUGAAUUCUUCACAGACGUGCUGUACAUGUUCAUCCAACGGGCCAUUAAGAAUCUGCUGGAGAACUUCUUGGGUCUGCCGACCACCCCACCAGGCAGAGACAUAAUGUGGAAUGACAACUUUAACUGGAUGUAUAGGGACGGCUGGGGGAACACCCCCACAUCCAGCGAGGAGGAAUUGUGGGACAGCGACUCCACCUGGUCAAGUGGGCUUGGGGAGGAGGAAGGGACAGAGUCCCGUGGGAGGUGGGCCGCUCUGUUGGAGAAGGGCAGCUUACUGACCCUCCAUUCCUCCAGCUCCCUCUCCCUCUCCGAUGACAACAAGGAGGCACUAGGGGCCGUCUGCCAGGUCCUGACCACCAGGGUGGGAGACAUCCUGAACAGUACCUGCAACGACGAUUGCAAGGCCAGGCUCAUCAUCCAGAAAGGAUUGGAUUCCGGUGCCAGGGAAAGGUUCCCUGACUCUCCGUGUCCCUCUUCACCCAAGGACGAAGAGGAGGUGGUUGUGAGUGCCAUGACUGUCUCAUACCCUAAACCCUCCACCUCAACCCAGGCAGCAUGGGCAGCUCCUGCCCAGACUAUGGACGUUUUUCUGCCCAGACCAUGCCUGGAUGAAGAAGAGGUAGUGCCCAGCACCUCCUUGAAGGACAACUCUGUGACAACCACCCAUGCAGCACUGGCAGCUCCUUCCCAGAGCCUGGAAGAAGAGGUGGGAGAAGCUGAGGUGUCCCACGUGAGUGAGAGCUCCCUGAUGCCCACCAAGGCCAUUGAGAAGAUUCCCUCCCUCCUACCAGGCAAGAUCCUUAUCGAGGAGGACACCCUCAGUUGCAGCACUCCCUGGGCCACCGUCAUGAGCCCCCAGACCCUGAAGUUCAUCCUCCACGGCAUCAUGUGCCGACUGGAGGCCUCAGAGUCCCCCCAGACAAGGAGGGCCAAUGACCCCUUCAGGCUGAUGAAGGAUCUCUUUCUGGAGGUCCAGCAUGCCCUGAAGUAUGCUGACAUCUCUGUCCUCUUUGGCCUGGAGGAGAGCAUCCAAUUCAUUGGGGAGGAUGCGGUGAAGGCCAUCGUGAAGACUGCAGCUAAAAGAUUGUCCCUGCGUUCGGACUCCAACCGGGCUCAACUGCGUGCCGCGCGCUCUGGUGGUGAGGCAGCCAUCAGGUGCAUGGCGGACACCAUCACACAAGUCAUAGAUGACUAUUCCGAGGACUGGAGUUCCGGUGGCCAUUUUGGAGCCAGGAGGAGCCGUGCUAGUGGGAGGUCACACUCCUCAACCUCCUCAAGGAGUGACGUCACCCUCACCGAGGAGCUCCUGGCCCGGAGGGAAUCCCUUGAAGAGGACCUAGCGGAGAUGGCUGAUGACAGCACUGGUUUGGAGAAGACCAUUGUAAGCUCAGCCAUCUCUGCCAAGUCCCAGGAGAAGGAGAAGGAAGAGGCUAUGAAGGAAGAAGUGAGGAAGUCAGGAAAGAAGAGGCGAAGAAAUAACAAGGACCAGAAGAAGAACAAGGUGUCUCCUCUUGGCAAUGAUAGUACUGUGGCUGCAGAUGAGCCGAAGAAAAAACAGUCUCUCCUCCCGCGGAUCACAGCUGCCCUGGCAAGACUAUUUUGCUUCCCCUGCAAAAAAAGAUGCAAAAAGUAACUGCAGAGACGAGUUUGGGAAACCCUGAUACCACCUCCCCCAACCCACUUUCUAAAAAAACAUCAGUGCCACCAGAAGAGGGAGACAACCCCCCCUAACUAAUUUGAUUCCCCCCCCAUUUAAUUUAAUAAACACAACUUUCAGCUAUUUUGAUCUUCUUUACUUUUUUUUUUACAGACCCACCUGCAUGCUAUAGAUUCGUAAGGUCAAUUUGCUGUGUACUGUCUACAGUAUCAUUGUUAUGAGUAGGUUCACUGUGUCAGUCAUUAUUUUUACCUUUAUUUAACUAGGCAAGUUAGUUUAGAACAAAUUCUUAUUUUCAAUGACGACCUAGGAACAUUGGGUUAACUGCCUUGUUCAGGGGCAGAACAACAUAUAUUUUAGGCUACCUGUCGCUAUAUAGGUAUAGGCUAAAUGCCCUAACCUAAUUGCAAUUUACAUAAUAAGAGUUACAAUAGAAUAAUUCCCUAAUUGUAUCUUUCUUGAGAGGGAAUAAAUCUCUAAUACACUAUACUCAAUACCAUACAGUAAGCACACCACUGUAUACCGAUGCAAGCCCCGCCUCCCCGCAGAAUAAAGAAUAGACACGAGUGGAUAAUUGCGGUGUCACUACAAAGGAUACCUUAAUUAAGCCAAUUCAUUGGCUGUGUUGUAAUCUGAUUGGUGUGUGUACCACCUAAUGCAAAAGGUGUAAAAACGCUGAAGCACUCCAUUCUGUUCAUGAUUUCUAUUUAUGAUUGACGCUGCUGUUUAAAGCUAUAUUUUUUAAUGUCUGCCUUAUUUGCAUUAUUACACAUUUGGAGAGGACAGGGGAGAUAGGGUGGACAGCUCCCUGUCUAGUAGUUGUAGCUGUAGUAUCUGGGAUCUACAUCUGUUUAUAUUAGUUACUGUGCUGUUACUAAGCAGUAAUGCAUUACGGCAGUGUUACGUUACUACACCUAAUAGGAAAUGCAGAUGCGCACUGGAAUGCCGCGAACUGUAGAGCACGAGGGGUUUUGACUAAACGAAAUCUAACUGUACUCUCGUCUCCUGCCUGGUCAUUUCUCCACAACACAAAUAUUACAGUGGCGACGAGGUGAUUAAACUACAUAAACGGACAUUGCUUGAAGGGAAGAAUGUUGCUUGAGUAAUGAAACUCAAAAUAAUUAUGUAAUUCGUCAGUUAUAUUUAUUUUCUUUCGCCAGUAGAGAAGUCUAAGCACUGCUAGCACUGCUAGUACAGUAUUCAGGAGCUGCCAAGUAGCAAGACUAUUGGAGUCCAGAAUAGCGACACUACCCAUUGAAAUUAGGCGAUCUCAGUGGAGAAAUAUUGACAAGGGGAAAAAAAAGGAAGAAGGGACGUACAUUAAUACAAAUGAGUGCAGUGAAUGAAGUAAUUGCAGAAACUUCUGAAGUGAAGAAGUAGAUGACUAUUCAGAAAAUUAAGGAAUAUAAGGAAACUGAACAAUUAACUGUGAAAAUGGCAACCAUCGGUCGAGUACCAGAGUUUGAGGCUACAAAAGAGGAUUUUGAUUCCUAUUUGGAGCGUUUUGAGCGUUGGCUGAUAAACCCAUCAAUGAUUAGAUUUAUUUGACCAUAAUAAUUUGUUUGGUCCAUAUUAUUGACACUAAAUAGAGGUUAUUUUAACCGUAGCUGUUAAAAGUCCAACAGUGGGAGUGUGCAGCAGACUAAUGAUGGCGCGACUUUAAUUCCUGACUAUUUCAGUUAUGGCCAACAGAGGGCAACAUUUAUCCAUAAAAUACGAUUAAACCUCACUGAACCAAAGUGAAUUGGGUUACACUGUAAACUUUAUAGAGAUUUCGUAUGUGAUCAGAAACGAUGCAUUCAUUUCCCAGAGUGGUCGCACUGUGUUAUUGUAGUUGACGUAAUCGUGUACAAUGGCAUGACGUAAUAUAUGAGCCUAUGACUUAAACGCACUCAAGAGAAGGUUCAGUGCUUACUUCUGGCUCAGUUGAGUUGAUGAUUUACAAAGGAGAGUCAUCCUCAUGUUCAAAUAAAUCACUUUGAGUGGACAAAGAUGACAUUCUGUGAGUACAGAAAAACGGGCC